Messenger RNA from Cyprinodon tularosa, 831 nucleotides. RefSeq lists its product as uncharacterized. Lineage: Eukaryota; Metazoa; Chordata; Actinopteri; Cyprinodontiformes; Cyprinodontidae. The coding region runs from base 100 to 831 and encodes 243 amino acids. The transcript is spliced from 4 exons. The record is from RefSeq and is a predicted model, not a curated record.
GAGGAGCAGUUCAAUGACAUUCAAAAUUCUACAAUUGACUGGGGUGAUGAUGACACCUGGGACCCUGACUGGGGUGAUGAUGACACCUGGGACCCUGACAUGGAGGAAGACUCUGUCUCAUCGUUGGAGGAAGAUGUGACCAAGGAAAUUGACACAUACAGUGACGAGAGUGAUUCUGAUUAUGUGCCUCGUGUUUGUGUGCGAACAGGAGGUGCUCUGACGACGAACCUACGUUUGGAAACACUGCCAACAGUCACCUUAGAAGAAUCGGUUCUUGAUGUGGACUUCAACCGUGAUCCGGCAAGGCCAGACACGCCGUUGCCAGAGGCGAUGAAAGUUGAGGUAGAAGAUGAUGUGAUUGGCCAUCCUGCGUCAAUUGUGUACCACGAUUGUCUGAAGCAGCUUGCGGGGUGCGUUGCCUUGCCAAUGGCCGAAUGCACAGAAAAAGAACCGAUGACAAACAAGCCGUGCCCUGCAAAGGCGCCUUUUGAAAUUCGGGUAAAAUCCCGGGGCAUAGCAGCUGUUGUAGAAUGGAUGUGCUCUCGGGGUCAUUUGGUGUGGCGAUGGAGUUCACAGUCCAUGUUCAAGUUUGGAAUGUUGGCCGGGGACUUCAUGCUAGCCACCAAUAUAUUGCUCUCAGGCAACAACUAUGCCAAAAUUGCACUGCUUUUCCAGUUUAUGAAUAUGGGGAUGGUUGACAGGACCAACUUCUUCAAGAUCCAGGACUCCUUCUGUGUUGAGAGCGUAAAAGAGUUCUGGAAUGACAAGAGGGCCAAAGUGAUUGCUCAGCUAAAACAACGAGGGCCUGUUGUGGUCCUUGGUGAGUUGUGA